Messenger RNA from Pipistrellus kuhlii (Kuhl's pipistrelle), 1298 nucleotides. RefSeq names its product transducer of ERBB2, 2 (gene TOB2). Gene Ontology annotation, biological process: regulation of gene expression. Bases 211 to 1209 code for a protein of 332 amino acids. Gene Ontology annotation, cellular component: nucleus; cytoplasm. The transcript has 2 exons. Gene Ontology annotation, molecular function: transcription corepressor activity. The record is from RefSeq and is a predicted model, not a curated record. NCBI's taxonomy places the organism in Eukaryota, Metazoa, Chordata, Mammalia, Chiroptera, Vespertilionidae.
GGCGGAGGGAGGACACCGCGGAGAGCAGAGGAGAGCGGUCUCCGCCCGCGCCAGGGCCGCUCUGGAGGGAGAGGCCGCCGGGUGGGCAGCCCGCGCCGCCGCCGCGGACACCCGGCCUUCUGGAGCCCGAGGCUGCCCACCUGCCACCUGCCGCCGCUGCCCUCGGCUGGUGCCCGCGCCCUGCCCUGAUUGCCGGCCUGGGAAGGCACCAUGCAGCUGGAGAUCAAAGUGGCCCUGAACUUCAUCAUCUCCUACUUGUACAACAAGCUGCCCCGGCGCCGGGCAGACCUGUUUGGGGAGGAGCUGGAGCGGCUCUUAAAGAAGAAAUACGAAGGCCACUGGUACCCCGACAAGCCCCUGAAGGGCUCCGGCUUCCGCUGCGUCCACAUCGGGGAGCUGGUGGACCCGGUGGUGGAGCUGGCCGCCAAGCGGAGCGGCCUGGCAGUGGAGGAUGUGCGGGCCAACGUGCCCGAGGAGCUGAGUGUCUGGAUCGACCCUUUCGAGGUGUCCUACCAGAUCGGCGAGAAGGGGGCUGUGAAAGUGCUGUACCUGGACGACAGCGAGGGCUGCGCGGCCCCGGAGCUGGACAAAGAGAUCAAGAGCAGCUUCAACCCUGACGCCCAGGUCUUUGUGCCCAUCGGCAGCCAGGACAGCUCCCUGUCCAACUCCCCCUCGCCCUCCUUCGGCCAGUCUCCCAGCCCCACCUUCAUUCCGCGCUCCGCCCAGCCUAUCACUUUUACCACCGCCUCCUUCGCCGCCACCAAGUUCGGCUCCACCAAGAUGAAGAAGGGGGGCGGGGCGGCCGGGCCGGGGGCCGUGGCCAGCGGUGGGGCCGGCGGCCAGCAGCCCCCCGCGCAGCAGCCUCGCCCGGCCCGCUCGCCCACCAGCGGCCUGCUGAAGCACAGGAGCCUCUCCCUGUCCGUGCACGCGCUGAACCUCACGGCCCCCGGCCCGGCCCCGCAGUCCCAGCUCUCGCCCAACGCCAAGGAGUUCGUGUACGGGGGCGGCUCGCCCGGCCUCUUGGACGGCGCGGACGGCCCGGCCAGCGGGGCCGGCACCGGCGGCGGCUUCGACGUGGCCCAGGUGUUCGGAGGCGGCGCCAACAGCCUCUUCCUGGAGAAGGCGCCCUUCGUGGAGGGCCUCAGCUACAACCUCAGCGCCAUGCAGUACCCCAGCCCGCCCUUCCAGCCCGUCGUGCUGGCCAACUGACCGCCCCUCCCCCCGCGGGCCGGCAGCACCCGAGACCACAGAAGAGAAAAAGGAAAGGAAAGGCCAAAAAAAGAGGAAAAGAAAAAUAC